Amoebophrya sp. A120 is the source of this 5478-nucleotide messenger RNA. NCBI's taxonomy places the organism in Eukaryota, Dinophyceae, Syndiniales, Amoebophryaceae. The record is from the annotation of a GenBank genome assembly.
UUUAGAAACGGAGAGACCAAAGGAAUGCUGUGCGAAAGGCAGCGCGCUAACUAGAAUAGGGAAUCCACAGCGCCCCAACGAUUUUGCCUUUGAGGAAGUACGUCCGUCGCCAAAUAGGGUCCUGGGGGUUUCUGGUAGAAAGACCCCCAGGCAGAAUGAAAUAUGACCCCCCGGCAGACAUAGAUCCCGAGCGUGGGAGGUAGAUCCCCAGGGAGAAAGAUCCCCAAGUAGAUAGAUUCACAGGAGGGCUCCCAGGGACGGAGACACACCCCCAGGGACAUACAUUCUCAGUGAGAAACUUAGAACCCCAGGGAGAUAGGUGCCCAGGGAUGUAGUUUUCUUCUAGGGAAAUAGCCCCCCAGGUAGAUUGAUAACAUAGACCCCAGGCACUGACGCAGGUAAACCCCCAGUGAAGUAGGGCCACAGGUUGGCAAGUAGCCCCCCAGGUAUGGGAAGGCUUUCAGCGGUAGAUCCCACGGUAUGGGCAGGAGCUGCGCCCCCUGCGCUCGGGGGCUGGCUUUGUUCUAUCUGCCGGGCAGAACUGGCAGCGCCUUCUUUCGCUUUGCUAGCUUUCCCUUCCCACCCUCGGCCGGCAGCGCCGCUUUAGUUGGAAGGCAAAGGGGCCGCGAGCAUGCCAGCAAGCAAGCUGCAUGACCCGGAGGCCGUGUUGGCUUUGUGCGCCUUCCCCUCAGAUAUAGAAUGAUCUCUCAAGAGCGCCGCUGUGCCACAUUCGUUCCCCCAAGCAGGCUGGCCCGGGUGGCGUUCUCCCGCGAAACCCCCGCGGUGCCUCCUGUUUCUUGCCUUCCUUCGGGCCUGCAGUCGUGCGCGUGGCCCCACUUCUCGCCGGGCCAGGCCCCGUUUAUUGUAGAAAGACGCCGGGAGUACAACAGUAGUUCGUCACUACAUGUUAUCGCCGCCGAGGCGGCGGUAGUGAGGUCACGCUGGGUUUUUUUUGACUGGGCGCGGCCGUCCUCUCGGACCGGCGCGACCUACGGUCGCGCGGUCCGAGAUCUUUUGUUUUUGGGCGCGGCAACAGGCCUCGGGCCGGCGCGACCUGCGGUCGCGCGGCCCGAAGACUUAGCGCGCCCGCGCUGCGGGCGCAGUGCGCAUUUGCUUCCCCCCGCCUCAUACAUAAGAGCUUCUGCUGAUUGGUUCUACGCGGUCUAGAGUGUGCUAUCAGGAGGGUGUUCGCCGCUGUGAUCCGUGGGCCCCGCACCUUCAAGUCAUCGAUCGGGGGCAGGCGUAGCAAGGGCGGCGACGCGAGACGCGGAUGGGAAACCUGAAAAAUGAAUUAGAAGUGAUUGCAUGUGGGAAGACGAAGAGCCGCGAAAUUCUGCACAUUACAUGUAGGAAAUAGAGCCUUCAAGUGAUGGCGUGUGGGAUAUAGAGUAUGAGCCUUGAAGUUCUGCACAUGAGCGAAGGCGUGUCAAGCUGGCUGGUGGCUGCACUAGCUAUGUAAUUAAAUACUAAUUGGAAGACGAAGAUCAUGAUCCACGCAACAUCCUCCUGAUCCUGAUCCUGAUCCACGAAAGCAGACGAAGGAACGAAAAACAACCAAAGCGGCGAACGAACCCAAGCACGCACUGUGGCAUUGCUCUAGCUUCUCCGGCGCUAGUACGUGCUUGCUUUCUUUUUUGGUUUUGGUCUUCUUGGGUGCCGAAGGGCCAAAAAAAUCAUACACGUUGUCACACACGAAAACGCUGUUGCUCAUCUCAUCAUACAUAGAUCAAAGACUGCGGUCUGCUGUAUCAUACAAAGCAAAAAGACUGCGGUCUGUGGCCGCAGGAGGCAACUUUUUUCACUCUUGCCUCCUCCUACGCACCCGCUCCCGCGAAUACCGGGGCGCAGGCGGAUGCUCGGCCAACAAGUCGUCCUCUUCGUCCAUGAGGACGUCUUCGUAAGUCCAUUCGUCAUCAUCGUCGACGUCUUCGUAAGUCCAUUCGUACUCCCGUCGUAGAAAGACGCCGGGAGUACAACAGUAGUUCGUCACUACAUGAAGCCGUCAGCGUCCCCUCGCAGCUAGAAGUACAAGUAGGAGUAUUACGUACCCUUCACCUCAUCGUGAUAGUGAUGAACGAUGACGAGGACACGGGAAAAGCUGCAAACAGUUUCUCUAUUUCGUAUUCGUACGUCACACUCUGACCUAGCUGAUUUCAAGUUGAGUUUGAAACAACGCUCAUGAUUCUCGAUCAAUAAACUCGUCUAGGAUUGUCAAGACGUUCUCUCCUCGUCGGCGUAUCCGUACCGCUCGACAUAAUAAGAAAUCGCUGCUUAGUUGUUGGGGCACAAUAAGUGUGUUUUUUUUUCUGCCCGUGAAGGUUAUAUAUAGUUAACCAAUAAGGCAAGAGCCGAAUAAAACUUGUUCGUCCAGCACGACGUAGUCGGCUAGAAGAGCAAAUCGCAAACCCUAGAGAAAAAAGGUCACCCUCCAGUAGUUCUUCCCAAGCCAACGAGACCCUCGUCCAGGAAAGAACUUCAAAAGAACCGACCUGGGAUUACGACGACAACCGAUCGCUAGAUGACGGCUUUGUCGAAGUGCUGCGUCGGCGCUGGAACUGCAAAAAUGGACCAGAUUAAGCUCGAGCCGCAGCUGAGCAUGGAGGAGGUGACCAAGAUUGCCGACCAGAUCGCGGCCUGCGACUGGGACGAGAGCGCGGAGGGCCCGAUCAGUUGGACGGAGUACAACGGGCUAGGGAAGUGCACCUACCACCAGCACAAGGGCAAAGAGGAGAAAAUCGCCAAGUGCCCCCACAUGAUGCAAAUGGGUCCCAAACCAAGACCCACGGGGCUUGCGGAGACUGCGUUGGACUUCGUGGGGAACACGCCUCUGAUCAGGCUCGACCGCCUGGCAAAAGCCCUGGGGUUGCCGGAAAAAGUGGAACUCAUGGCCAAAGCGGAGUGCUACUCAGCGGGAGGUACUUGUUGUGUUUUGCCAUGGCUGGUGUCCAUGUCCUAGUUUCUCUCUAUGAUUUUUUCAACAAAAAGAACAGAACCAACGGUAGCCCGUACUAGUUCGUUGCAUUUACAUUUUUUUCACAGCAUUUUUACUUUUUAGUGCUUCCUUCAAAAUGAAUCAAAAACAAACCCGCCAUAACUGGAUAGCCAAAAACUACUCUUGCCACGCAGGUUCCGUGAAGGACCGAAUUGCCGUGCGAAUGAUUGAGCAGGCGGAAAAGGAGGGCCGCAUCCGCCCGGGAGAUGUUCUCAUCGAGCCAACCAGUGGCAACACGGGGGUCGGUUUGUGCAUGGCCGCCGCGAUUAAGGGCUACAAAUAUCAAGAGGAAAAAUCCCCCCUGCCUCCCCACAUCAAAACGAAACUUCUGAUGCUGGAUUUGAGUACACAAAUCAGGUUUGUAUUGCAGGAAAGCAUUGCAGUCAGAUCCCCAGGCUAGGUAGGGGCGUAUGCGUCUAGGUGUUCAGCAUGACAAGCGGCUCCCCUUGAGGCCCAACAGCAUGACAAACCGCUUCCAUAGUGGGGCGGAAGCUUCUGCCCUUGUCUUCUUGCAAUACAAAUGUGAUUUGCGACCGCAAAUCAGCAAGACAAAUUUUCGGAAACAUAGCUUUUCGAUAUGGGGAGGGGGGAUUUUUGCUUUUGAUAACAAAGUGAUCAUCACCAUGCCCAUGAAGAUGUCCGGGGAAAAGCUGAACAUGAUGAAAUACCAAAUGCAAAAAUGUCUGGGUCUGGAAGAGCCAAACUUGUGACGCUGCAUUUGGAUGCUAAAAAAACCUGUAUUGCAUGACAACCAAGAGGAUUCAAGUUUGGCUACGCGGAGAGGGCAUUUGUCAUGCUGGAUGCGCAUAGAUAAGCGCUCAAAAAAUCUGUGAUGCUAUGGCAUACAUUACAGACAUCAUGGAUCAUGGAAAAUGUGCAUGACAAAGCUGUGCGCUUCCAGACCCAGACAUUUUUACAUUUGAUAUGAAGGCACUGGGCGCCAUCAUCUACCGAACACCAACAGAGGCCGGAUGGCACGACAACAACUCUCACAUCGCGCUCGCAUUGCGGUACACUAGUUUUGCCGCGUUCGCGAUUAUGAUUUCUUUUUAAUAUCAUACGAGUUGAAAGCUGAGACGCGUUCGAUAAAAGAACGAAGAAAGAAAAUGCCUAUGCUGUGAGGCGAUGGAUACAUCAACAUGUGAAGAAGUAGAAGAUGAGCCUACGCGUGACCACAUUUGAAUUGAACUACAUCAAAUUCAAAUCAUUCUAUGUUGCUUAGGUUGCAAAAGGCCAUCCCGAACGCCCACGUGCUAGACCAGUACCAGAACACGGGAAACCCGAUGGCGCACUACGAGGGCACCGGGCAGGAGAUCGUGAACCAGACCGACGGUAAGCUCGACUACAUGGUCGCAACCGCGGGCUAUCAAAGUGAAAAAAGCCCCCACCCCAUGUCGGAAACGGAAGAUGCGCGAAUUUGUGAUGCUGUAUUUGAGUACACAAAUCGACUUGUAUUGCUAGAAGGCCAAGAGACGAAGCGGCGGCCUAAAUUGUAAGUAAUCUGUCAUGCUGUUUCCCACUUCCAGUUGCCUCCUGUCAUCCUGGAGCUGGAAGGCUUUCCCACACUAGACAGCACUAAAGUCCGCAUCUUUUGCCUUCUAGCAUCACAAAGCUGAUUUGUGGCCACAAAUCUGCAUCACAGAUUUCCGUUUUGAUAUGGGGAGGGGGCAUUUUUCACUGUAAUACGGGCACCGGCGGAACCAUCACCGGUCUGUCAAGAAAAUUGCGCGAAGAAAUCCCAAGUGUCAAGAUUGUCGGGGUCGAUCCGAAGGGGUAUAGUAUUUGAAAAACUUAAAGUCGGGAUUGAAUUUGGACAAGAACUAAUAGUCUUGCAUGAGUGUAGAACGUGGCGGGCUUCUAUCUUCUUGGCGUAAGUACCAAAAUAUCCUCGUGGCGUCGAAGAGUGAGUGCCCGUAGUAGCUUUAUUCUGCGCAUCGCCUUAUGUUGACAUCUUUUGAAACAAAAAAUGAAACAGGUCCAUCCUCGCACUGCCGGAAAGCCUGAAUGACGAAAAGCGGUUGCAGCCAUACCAGAUCGAGGGGAUUGGGUAGCGUUUGCUUUAUUCUAUGCGUUCAACUACGCAACAAAACAGUGAGAACACUGCAUUUGUCAUUGUCAUACAGAAUGAGUGCAGCCUCUUCCAAGAAAUUCGCUUUAUGAAGUGUAACGACCUUAUACGCCAAAUCACCCCUAGGUACGACUUCAUUCCAACGGUGCUCGACCGGGAAGACGCUGCCGACAAGUGGGUCAAGACCGAUGACGCUGAGUCUUUCAAAAUGGCCCGCAGUAUCAUUCGUCACGAGGGAAUUAUGGUCGGUGGCAGUGCGGGAAGUUGCAUGGCCGGCGCCCUGAAAGCCAUCCAAGAGCUCGACAUCAAGGAGGGACGGGUUUGCGUCCUGUUCUCGGACUCCACGCGAAACUACAUGUCCAAAUUCCUCGACGACGCCUGGAUGGAGAAAAACGGCUUCCCGUUGGACGUGUACUAA